CUCCGACAUUGUUGCGACCCGCCAUAAAAUGAAGAAGAAGGAGAAGACGAAGAGGUCUCCAACAUGGCGGGAGUUUGCCGCUGUGUGCGGCGGCAUGGUGCUUGUAUUCCGCCCACUUUAGCCUUCACACUGCGGCGGAAGUUCCACCCUUCUCCUCCGGCUUGUAGCGGGCUGCUGCACGGCUUGUACAAACGCGGCCUCCUGAAGGAGUCUUUCCCGGAGGACGCGGCACACCAGCGGCUGCCCGGCCUGCUGCAGUCCGGCGCGCAGACCGUCUACUGCGGCUUCGACCCCACCGCCGACAGCCUGCACGUCGGCAACCUGCUGGCCCUCAUCGGCCUCCUCCACUUCCGCAGCGCCGGUCAUCACGUGGUCGCCGUGCUCGGAGGCGCCACCGCGCAGAUCGGCGACCCGAGCGGGAAAAGUAGCGAGCGGCAGCGGCUGUCCGCGGACGUCGUGCGGGAGAACACGCGCGGCAUCCGGGAGAGCAUUUACCGGCUGUUCACCAACCAUGAAGUCCACUUCCACGGCGGCUCCAAGGCGCUCGGCACCGUGGCCGUGCUGGACAACCUCAGCUGGUACAAGGACUGGGACGUGGUCCACUUCCUGUCGGAGGCCGGGCGACACUUCCGGUUGGGCACCAUGCUGAGCCGCCACAGCGUGCAGGCCAGACUGCAGAGCGGAGACGGCAUGAGCCUGACGGAGUUCACCUACCAGACCUUCCAGGCCUACGACUUCUACCACCUCAACCAGGUCUACGGCUGCAAGGUCCAGCUGGGAGGGAGCGACCAGCUGGGAAACAUCAUGUCCGGCCAUGACUUCAUCCACAAGAUGAGCGGUGAGGAGGUGUACGGCCUCACCAUCCCUCUGGUCACCAGCUCGGUGGGGGACAAGCUCGGCAAAACUGAAGGCAACGCUGUUUGGCUCAAUCGUGACAAGACGUCGCCAUUUGAGCUCUUCCAGUUUUUUCUACGGCAGCCUGACGCCAGCGUGGAAGGGUACCUGAAACUGUUCACCUUCCUGCCUCUGGCCGAGGUGGAGAGCGUGAUGGAGCAGCAGAGGCAGGAUCCUGGUAAACGUCUGGCCCAUAAACGACUGGCAGCGGAGGUGACCAAGUUGGUGCAUGGAAAGGAGGGUCUCGAGAGUGCCAAGAGAUGCACCAACACUCUGUACCACAGCAGCGUGCAGGACUUGGAGGAGAUGAGUGACUUGGAGCUGCAGGAGCUCUUCAGAGAAGCCCCCUUCCAUGAAUUGCUGUUAGAACCUGGGACCACUGUCUUGGAUGCAUGCCGCAGGGUCGAAGCCAUCCCAGAGGGUACCAAAGGGUAUCGGAUGGUUUCAGAGGGAGCGGUGUGGCUCAACCACCAGCGGGCAGACAAACCUGAGCAGGUGCUCAUCCCAAAGCUCCACAUCCUCGCCAAUGGACUCACGCUGCUCCGAGUGGGCAAGAAGAACUUCUACAUCAUCAAGUGGCUCAGUCUCUGAAAUGAAAGAAGCAGUGGACUUGGCCUGG
Molecule: messenger RNA, 1513 nt
Organism: Nerophis lumbriciformis (worm pipefish)
Lineage: Eukaryota; Metazoa; Chordata; Actinopteri; Syngnathiformes; Syngnathidae
Gene: yars2
Product: tyrosyl-tRNA synthetase 2, mitochondrial
Biological process (GO): tyrosyl-tRNA aminoacylation
Cellular component (GO): mitochondrion; cytosol
Molecular function (GO): tyrosine-tRNA ligase activity; ATP binding; RNA binding
Source: RefSeq, a predicted model, not a curated record